AUGGGUCUCGCAUCCAAGCUCGCCGCUGCCGGCCCUGCGCCUGGAGGCCCGCCACCCGCCAACUAUGGUCCGCCCGGCGGCCAGCAGCCUGGCGCAUACCCCGGCGCGCAGUCGUACCAACCCUACAACCCCGGCGCCCCCGGCGGUGCUCCUCCUCAAGCAUACCGAGGUGCCUACGGCGCGCCGCAGCACCCGCCGUACCCACAGCAGCCGCCGCAGCCUGGAUACAAUCCUAACGCCUACACGCCACAGUCCCCCGCCCAGCCCUAUCAAGGCUACGGCUCUCCGCCCCCAGCUUCACCUUACACCCAACCUCCGCCUCAAUCUCCUUUCGGCCAGCAGCCGCCAACGCCGUUUGGUCAGCAACAAGGCGGCUACAACCGGCCACCCCCUCCUCCCCCGCCAUCUAGCCGCCCUGGACUUGCAUCUGCUGCUACUGGCAACGCGCCCACACCGCAGCCGGGCUAUGGACAGCAACAGCCACCCCCGCAAUCCUACGGACAGCCACCGCAACCUUAUGGCCAACCCCCACAACAAUAUGGCCAACCCCCACAACAAUAUGGGCAGUCCCCGCAACCAUACGGACAACCUCAGCAGCCAUUCGGACAGCAGCAGCAGCAACAACAACAACCAUACGGGCAACAACCAUACGGCCAGCAGAUGGCUUCUCCAGCAUACGGACAACCACAAUACAACCAGGGCCCGGGCUAUGGUGGAUAUGGCGGUCCCCCUCCCGGUCAGCCUCAGUACGGCGCCCCUCCUCAGGGUGGUAUGCCUCCGCAAGGCCCGCCGAACCCCGCGCAGAUUCAGGGCUACAAGCAGACCCUCAUGAGCGCCGUCCAGGAGAACAACCUCCAAAACUUCUACCCGCCCAACUCGCCUGCUCUCGAACAGAUUGCUCAACGUGCUCCCCAGCAGAUUGCCCAGCUUUGCCAGCGCUGGCGCCUGCCCCAGGAGAUUGGCAACGAUGUUGUCAAACUCGGCUUGUUCGAUAUCAUCCUCUACAUCGACGACUCCGGCUCCAUGCAGUUCGAAGAGAACGGCGAGCGCAUCAAGGACCUGAGGCUCAUCCUGGAGCGCGUUUCUUAUGCUGCUACGCUGUUCGACGAUGAUGGAAUUUCUGUCCGCUUCAUGAACUCUCUCCCUCCGCCGCAGGUUACCGAGCACAUCAAGACUGAGCAGCAGAUCGAGCAGCUCAUGUCUCAGAUUCAGUUCAAGGGCCUCACUCCCAUGGGUUCGCACUUGAAGGAGCGUGUCCUGGAUGAGAUUGUCCGCAACGCGCGUGGUGGCCAACUUCGCAAACCUGUGCUCGUCAUUACCAUCACUGACGGCCAGCCUGCUGGCGAACCCCAGAACGCCGUUUUCGAGGCCAUCAGGAAUGUGACCUCCGAGCUCAGCCGUAUGCCCCAGUAUGGGCCGGGUGCGGUUCAGUUCCAGUUCGCUCAGGUUGGCAACGACGAGAAGGCCCGUGAAUUCUUGUCGAAGCUUGACCAGGAUCCCCAGGUUGGUUCGCUGGUUGACUGCACAUCCAACUACGAGAACGAGUCAGCGGAGAUGGCUAGGUCCAACCCUCCUGUCGACCUGACUCCUGAGCUUUGGCUUGUGAAGCUCCUGCUUGGUGCUAUUGACAACUCCUACGACCGCAAGGAUGAGAAGAGCAGUGGUGGUCAUCCACCAGGCGGCUAUGGAGGUCCUCCCGGUGGGCAGUAUGGCGGUCCUCCCCAAGGCUACGGUGGCCCGCCUCCUGGCCAGUACGGUCAGCCUCCUCAGGGCUACCCUCCGCAGGGCGGCUAUGGUGGCCCGCCUCCCGGCCAGUACGGUGCUCCUCCGCCUGGCCAGGGCGGUUACGGCCGUCCGCCGCAGGGCCCGCCGCCGGGCCAAGGUGGCUACCCUCCCAGGUACUAA
This is a messenger RNA of Diplodia corticola, 1905 nucleotides long. Its product is annotated as transcription factor. NCBI's taxonomy places the organism in Eukaryota, Fungi, Ascomycota, Dothideomycetes, Botryosphaeriales, Botryosphaeriaceae. The record is from RefSeq and is a predicted model, not a curated record. Bases 1 to 1905 code for a protein of 634 amino acids. The transcript is spliced from 6 exons.